Eruca vesicaria subsp. sativa (arugula) is the source of this 1833-nucleotide messenger RNA. Lineage: Eukaryota; Viridiplantae; Streptophyta; Magnoliopsida; Brassicales; Brassicaceae. The record is from the annotation of a GenBank genome assembly.
AUGGCAGACAACGGAGACGAGGCUAGGGUUUCUACAUCCAACGAUGCUUCUCAAACGAGACAAAGGAGAAAGAGAAAGUGGGAUCAGCCAGCAGAGCAGCUUGUUGCAGCUGGAGUUGUGAUUCCUCGAUUAGCCAAUGCUCUCAAUGUUCAAACUCUGCCUCCUCAACCACUUCCUAAACUCAUUCAAGAUGAGUUGACAAUAGCUAGAGAAAUCGUUAUUAAUGAUGCUGAGGCUUCUCUUAGGCACAAGCUUACUAAACGCUCUACUCAAGAAGAUAUUCAGAGGUCUACUGGUGCUGUGGUGAUUACUAGGGGCAAAUAUCGUCCUCCCAAUGCACUUCCUGAUGGUGAAAAGCCAUUAUAUCUUCACAUAUCUGCUGCUGCCCAUUUAAAAGAGACUACAGAGCGAAUUUUAGCAGUUGAUCGGGCAGCAGCUAUGAUUGAGGAGAUGAUGAAACAGAAAACAAACUCACAGGUCGGGUUGGUUGGUUCUCAGACGGUCAAGAUGCUGAACACAUGCGUUUAUUUGGGUUUUGAAGCUGACCCAUCAUCCAAUGUUGCUGCUCGUAUUCGUGGGCCUAACGAUCAGUAUAUAAAUCACAUUAUGAAUGAAACAGGAGCAACCGUUGUACUAAGAGGGCGUGGUUCAGGGAGCCUUGAGAACCUACCUAGUGAAGGAGCACAGCAACCAUUGCAUCUAUUAUUGUCUAGCACCAAUCCUAAGAGCAUUGAGGAUGCAAAACGUUUAGCUGAGAAUCUCAUGGAUACAAUCAGUGUAGAAUUCGGGGCUUCAAGGGUUUCCUCAAGCAAGGUGUAUGGUGCUGUACCACCACCACAGCAACUGCUUGCUGGAGCUUUGAGUUCUGAAAACGCGCAAAAGCCAAAUUUGAGUUCAGCAUAUGGUUUAAUGACAUCGCCACCUAUCAUACCAGCGCCAAAUGCUGUUAAUCCCUUUCCAGUUCCUCCAGCAACAACUCUUUAUCCUCAGUUUCCAGUGUUGCAGCCUCUAGGGAUCUCAAAUGGUGGGCACUUGCGACCGAGUCCAGUCAGUUACCUACAACCUGUGGCUGCUGGAACUAGCUACAGUGGGUAUGCCGGAAUAUACCCUCAAGCCACUCCACUUCAACAAGUUGCUCAAGUCCUUCAGCAAUCUGUUUCUCCAGUUAUCUCCACUGUGCCCCCUACUUUGUUGACAGCUGCGUCCUUAUCAAUGCCAAGUGAUCUUUCAAGUAAGGAAAAGGAAAGGCGUCCACCCCAAAAGCGAAAGUUUCAGGAGCUACCUGCCGAUUGUAAAGUCCCGGCAAAAUCCAAAGAGUCAGAGUUAGCAGUGGCAGGUGAAGUUGCUCUAAAGAGUACAGUUGAGGCAACAGCAAAUGAAGUGCGAUCACUGCCUUCACCACGAUCCAUGAUGCCUCCUCCUCCACCAAAGACCAUCCCACCACCACCUCCUAGGGCUGUGUCUCCUCCAUCAUCAAGAGCCAUGCCUCCUCCACCACCGCAAUUUACACCAUCAAAACAACCUCAAGCUCCAAGAUUACAGGACGACCAAAUUACUAUAAAGAAACCAAAUCCAGUUCCAGAUACUUUGAUAAAGCUGAUGGAGUAUGGAGAUGAUGAAGACGACGAUGAUGAGGAGUAACUGAUCUGGGCAAACAAUAUACCUGGCUAUGUUUGUAAGAAUAGAAUGUUUGGGUCUUGUUUAUUUGGCCUGUUGAAAUAAAGACAUUAGCUUACACUUGUCUUGCAAGCUACUACUAUGGCUGAUUUUGUGAUACCCAUUUUGUUGUACCUCUUACCAAUACAUGAUAGAGAAGCCUUUACCAAGUUUUAC